Messenger RNA from Cercospora beticola, 1877 nucleotides. RefSeq lists its product as uncharacterized. Lineage: Eukaryota; Fungi; Ascomycota; Dothideomycetes; Mycosphaerellales; Mycosphaerellaceae. The record is from RefSeq and is a predicted model, not a curated record.
AUGGCUGUUACGAGCCGCAAGAGCUUGAACCACAUGCGGCCUGUCAACAAAGAAUUUGACUGGGACAGCAUCCGCGACAAUGUCCUUGAGGAAUAUCUAGGCGACGAUCCUUUUGGCUUUGGAGAAACUCAACGAGAACGUAGCAGUUCUGAUGACUCCUGCCAGCUCUUUGAUUUUUCCGGAUCGAGCGAACAAAGCAAUCAAACAGAGGCGACCUCGCCAAUCCCUCCUUGGGACCCAGAAGAGUCGACAGCACCUGCGGCGUGCCAGCCAAAGGCCAAGGCGCCAUCGGACUUCUGGCACAAAAAGCUACGAGCACUAGAGCAAAAUGCAGCAGAGUGCGAGAGGCGACAAAAGCUCCGAGCAGCGAAGUCACAUCCCGAUUUCCUAAGCUUGGGUGGCUUCCCUUCGCCUCCAGCUAUACCAGCUUCACCCACUGGCCAAUCAUACUCUGCGCAGCGAUCAAAGUCCCGUACUACUGGUAACGCUGCAAACGGAAACAAGACACCCACACAACAGCGUAGUGUAUCAAAUCUUCGGGCUGUGUCACGUGGCCGGCCUGUUGGGGUGAUGAAGCCUGCAGCCACUGCUGCUAUCAACCCAAAUGCCACCAUCCGCCAGCGAAAUGGUUCUCCGUCUAAGAUGAUGAAUCCUUCCAGGUAUCGAGCGGGCUUCAAGGACGUAUGGGCGGAGCGAAUACUUCAAAGUCCCAAAAAGUUUGAGCUGCGCGUGGACAACAACAUAAACACAUUUCCAGAGUCUCCGCCGCUCUCGGCCAGAUCUGCACAGCACUCCUUCGCUGCAUUCGGUUCACCAACAUUCUCUGCCAUUGAGGGGAGUGAUGAACAGAUAUCGCCAUUGGCGAGCACGUUCAAUCAGGCUACCCGCAUUCACACACCUCUCGCAUCGCCACUUCUAAGUCCAGGAAGUCAUACUGCUCCGUCGUACUUCGACGUAGCACCGCCUCUGCCUGGAAAUCCAUACACGACACAGACAGUACCUUUGAACGACACCGCACCUCUGUAUCCUGACAGAACCUGGCCACUUGCUGCAAACAAGAUCCAGGAAUUCGAUUUUGGCUUUGACAGCUCCCCGAAACUCGACGACCCAUGGAGCACCACAAGUGCACCACACGUCGACCCGUUCGCCUCGACGUUUCAGGCGACGGCAUCGGCAGUUGACCCUCAGGACCCAUUCAUUGGCCUUGAGAAUACCCUUGAGCACAGUCUUCGUAUCAACGCCCAUGCUCAGAAUCAGAACCUUGGGCUCGGCAUCAGUUGCGACUCAAAUGGGAACUACACCACUGUUCCUGGCAACGUGCUGCACAUCUCUUCUAUGCCGCCAUCUAGCACUCCGUACUAUGUUCCCUCGCUACCAAACGGCCUCCCAAGCACAAACUUCCGGCCACCGAACGGUCUUCACGCCGCCUCAAAGCCCGCGAAUCUCGACUUUCCACUUACGCCGCAACGUCAAAGGGGCCGCAACUCACACGACCGCUCGCCAUCACCCACGCGCCCAGGCACAGAGUCCCGAUCACGGCAAACAUCUGCCUCUCGUCGCAGAUCACAACACCGCAGAACGAAAUCUGCGAGCACGACACCUCGUCAUCACGGAGGCGACAAAGGCGGUGGUUUCGUCAACUUCACACCUGGCGAUGCGGGCAAGAUUCUAAGUGGUGUCGCACCCUCGGGUAGCUCGAAGACGAAAGCGAGGAGGGAGAAGGAAGCUGCCGACAAGAGACGGAAAUUGAGUCAGGCAGCUAUGCAGGCUGUCAUUGAGGCUGGAGGGGACGUGGAGAGCUUGCAGAGAGCAGGGGUAAUAUCUUGAUACAUCGAAGCAAGAUGAAGAGAAAUGACAGAGCAUAGAGAAAUUUCAGC